Messenger RNA from Ceutorhynchus assimilis (cabbage seed weevil), 1797 nucleotides. NCBI's taxonomy places the organism in Eukaryota, Metazoa, Arthropoda, Insecta, Coleoptera, Curculionidae. The record is from the annotation of a GenBank genome assembly.
UAACUUUUCAUCGAAUGUAAACAAACAAAAAUUAUUUUUAUUAAACUUUGCAUUUACAUUAACAAAUAAUCAGACCAUAGAAUAGGCUCAAAGUCCAAUCAGAUAACAUUUUGAUCUAUCGCUUUUCUGCAAACUUUUUCACAAAAAAAUGGCUAAAACAGGUCUUCUGAUAGUCUCAAAUCCGAAGCAUAUAACUAAACUUCUAUCGGAUAUCAGUAAAACUGUCCAAAACACCCUGUAUAUCCAACUAUUGAGCGCUCUGAGUGAUCCUCUGGGUAGUUUUCAUGCUAAUGUAUUCAGUGCGCCUCCGAAAUUUAGUAGGACAAUUUAUAGUAUUUAUUCUCAGGCCACACAGCUUUGCAACAACUUGGAUGUCAGAGUAUUGCUUUCGGGCCUCAAAAGUGCCGUGCCUCAAAUAAAAACCCUCAAACCUAUAGAUAUUGUAAUAUUCGAUAAGAAAUACAAUCAAAUUGAAAUCGACAAUUUUAUCAAGAAUAAGGUACCCAAUAUUGUUUUAGGACACAAAAUUUUAACUGUAGAAUGUUGUGCUAGUGAAAAAAUUGCACCCGAACCUGAUAAUAGGGAUGAGGGAAUUUAUAAACAUGUUUGUUUAGGAGGUACUUUUGAUCGAUUGCAUACAGCACACAAAUUAUUAUUAAGCGACGCUAUCUUAAGGGCCUCCGAUAAAGUAACAGUGGGAAUGACUGAAGAAAACAUGAUUCACAGCAAAAUAUUGUGGGAAUUAAUACAAGACAUUGACACAAGAAUUGAAAAAGUUAAUGAUUUUGUAACGGAUGUUUGUCCAGAAUUGACUUAUGAUAUCAUGAAAAUUUCUGAUCCGUUUGGUCCUGCCAUAGUCGAUCCUACUAUGGGAAUGAUUAUGGUUAGUGAGGAGACUGUUAGAGGGGGCGAAUUGAUUAAUGAAAUAAGAAGAACUAAAAAUUUGGAGGAAUUGAAAAUUGUUGCAAUUAAUUUCAUUGAAGAGCCUAAUCCGCAACCAAAAGAAGAACAUAAAGUGAGCUCUAGUAAUUUACGGUUGAGGUUGCUGGGUACUUUAAUUAAACCACUGAAAAAUAAAAAUAUCCCCAAUAAACCUUAUGUUAUUGGGUUAACAGGAGGCAUAGCAAGUGGCAAAUCUGGUGUAGCAACGCAUUUGCAUAACUUAGGUGCAGCUGUAAUAGAUUGUGAUAAAAUAGCCCAUCGAAUGUACAGUAGAGAUGGCCCAAGUUUCCAAAAAGUGAUUGACCAAUUUGGCAAUGACAUUAUCAAUUUCGACGGGGAAAUUGAUAGAAGAAUGUUGGGCGAUAAGGUGUUUAAUAAGCCAGUUGAAUUGAAAAAAUUAACUGAUAUAUUAUGGCCAGAAAUGGCUAAGGAAAUUAACAGGAUAAUUAAAAUUUUGCCAAAUCCCAUAAUUUGUGUAGAAGCGGCUGUAUUGUGUCAAGCUGGCUGGGAUCAAUUUUGUCAUGAGGUUUGGAUAACGCUAGUGCCUCAAAGGGACGCCAUUCAAAGACUAGUAACCCGGAAUAAUCUAGAUGAAGAGCAGGCGAAAAAUAGAUUGGAGUCGCAGCCCUCAAACAAGGAAUACGUAGAAAAUGCCAAUGUAAUAAUAUGUCCUUUGUGGGAAGUUGCAUAUACGAAAAGUCAAGUUGAAAAGGCUUGGGGUCUUUUGCAACACAGAUUAUCAAAAUAGCAUAAAUGCAGCUCAAUGUUGAUUAUAAGGAAAUUUAUUGCAUGUUUUUUUAUACUAAGAUAUACAUAUAUUUUAAAAGUUUAAAUAAAAUCGAUAUUUUUAAUCAA